AUGGGGGGUAUUUUCCUGGGGAAUGGUGCAACCAACGGGUGUGUGCGCGAAAUACCCCCGCGCGCAAGGGCAGCUUGCGGAGUAACCCGCUCUCAACCGUCUCCUCGUCGACUCCUUCCCGUUCUCCUGCUCUGUGGGGGGAUGGAUGGCAGCAGCGUGGUGGCGCGCGAGGCAGAGAGUGAGAGCUGUGUGGGCUGCGAAUUACUAACUCUUUAUCUCCGCUUGCCAUACCCUCCCGCCCACGCCCUUCCCCCCGUCGCUCCGUUCCCCCAUCAGCCUCGUGCUCCACUGGAAGGCAACGACGGGGAAGAGGCUGCGGGUGGUGGUGAUGGCGCGCGCGGGGACAGAAGCGGCGGCGGCGGGGUGGUUUGCCGUGGGGUGGUCCCCCAAGGGCGGCAUGGACGGCAGAACGUGGUUGCGCGUGAGGCGGAGAAAGAGAGUCUUGUUCUCCAUUGGAAAGCCACGACGGGCAAGAGGUUGCGGGUGGCGGUGGUGGCGCGCGCGGGGACAGAGGCGGCGGCGGCUGGGUGGUUCGCCGUGGGGUGGUCCCCCAAGGGGGGCAUGGAUGGCAGCAACGUGGUUGCGCGCGAGGCGGACAGCGCUCCCAUCGCGUACGACCUGAGCGGGAACGAGGAUGCGACGGAGUCGCGCACGUGGGUGGUGCAAGAUGCGUCGGUGGAACACACUGAUAGAGGGAUUAUCAUGCGGUUCACGCGCACCAAGGGCGACGGCUCGUCGGUGGGCAUCAGGACGUGGGAGGGCCUCAACUACAUCGUGUUCGCCUAUGGCCUGGGCACGACCAUUGGGGAUCACCAGUACAGGAACACAAUGCUCAUUGACUUUACGUGUGGCUGUGGCUUGCUGCGCUUCCGCUGCUGA
Closterium sp. NIES-65 is the source of this 879-nucleotide messenger RNA. Lineage: Eukaryota; Viridiplantae; Streptophyta; Zygnematophyceae; Desmidiales; Closteriaceae. The record is from the annotation of a GenBank genome assembly.